This is a messenger RNA of Cladocopium goreaui, 972 nucleotides long. Lineage: Eukaryota; Dinophyceae; Suessiales; Symbiodiniaceae. The record is from the annotation of a GenBank genome assembly.
GCCUUGGAGCCCACGGGCCUCCAAGCGAUCGGCGCUGCUCGCCGCCCGGGCACCGAGUGCAGCACCGUCAGCUUUGUUGGUAGCAAAGGAUAUACCUUCGGUAUCAACAAAGUGGAUGAGCACAACGGGCUCCUGACAGCUGAGAAGGACAAGGCCUAUCGCAUCUCCACGGACGGCAGCUACCACAAGGGUCACUGGAACACGGUCCUGGGUGAUCAGGAAAUCCCCCAAUCGGGACGAUCCUAUUGGGAGGUGAAAUUUGUGAAGAAACCAACCGAUGCCUUUGAGUUCAUAGGUGUGGCCGAGCCCUCUGCAGAUGUGCCGGUGGCCCAGACCAUGCCGUUGCAUAAGAAUCGCAAGGGCAAGGGAUGGUUCUGGGGCGGCGAUGCCAAUGAGGCUUUUGUCUACACCUUCAUGGAGCUCAAACCCGGCAUGAACGACCGCAAGAUGGCAGGGCGGCAGCUGCCGGCCAUCAGCCCGAGAAGCUCCAGCUCGAGCCCACGCAAAGAGGUCAAGGGAGAGAUUCAACUUCCAGCCUUGCGAGACUUCAGCAUGGCCUCCACGACCAAACGUAUGCGAGCUUUGGCAGAAAAGCAGGCAGAAUUGAAGCGGCAGAUCCAGGAGGCGCGCUCCUGCGAGACGCCACCCCCAGAGCUGCGAAUUCGACCGGACCCGCCCAGCUGGAGCAAAGGCAGUGGCAAGGGCGGUGCGAUCUAUGCCCCUCGUGAAGCUUCAGGCCCCUGGUGGCUGCCGGACCACACGCAGCGAGCCAAGGCGGCGGAGGCCGCCAGGGCAGAGCCAGAGAAGCGUGGCAUUCCCGGCUUUCGUGCGCGGCAUCAGAAGAUGAAAGCUGAAUGGUCUGAGAAGUGGAAUUCUGCCAAGGAGGAGGAGUGGGGUGAAGAAGAUUGGGGUGAAGAAGGUUGGGAUGAAGAUGGUUGGGACGAGGGCGGAGACUGGGAAGAAGCUUGGUGA